AUGGACAGACCCCCUUCGAGAUCUCGAGCUCCAAUGAGCCUCGAGGCGCUCCUUGAUGAGGAAAAUAGGGAAGUCCUCGCGGCGCUCGAUCGUAGCAAAAGAUCCUCCUCACCCAUGCCAAACCUCCCUCACGGUCGAACCGCAACACCUCCACCUCCUGUUCGAAGUAUGCUCGACGUCGAUACUCCUACUCCCAGACAUGGCUCGAUCGCAGGUAUUGGAGUCGGAAUAACAAGCCCUACACAGUCCAAAAAACCUUCAAAACUAGAUCCCUCAGAUCCCUCGACCUACACCUCUCGUCAUUCGAGCAGGCCCAAUUCACCCGUUCUCGCAAGAGCUGUACCAGUGAGCACGCGACAACGGGGGUUUUCAGAGUCAGACCGAGCAGUUGGUCUACCCAAAAUACAACCAGAUGACAAACGGGCGUUUGAACAAAAUUAUCAGUUCGACAUUGCUUCCAUACCUUCGAGCGCAGGAACACCAUCCCAUACAGAGAACAAGAAACCGCGGGAGAACUCAAGUUCGGCCAUGGCGGCUGCGAUGUCGGGUGACUUCUCCAAUCUCUUUGUGGGAUUGCCGCCCAAAGAAGCUGAAAGACAUGAUGCUACAAACAGUGGCCACACAAGAUCUGCCUCAUCACCUAGCCCAGGCGUUGAUACGCCCACAUCAGCCUUGCUGAGCCCUACCAGUCCAGUGGGCCCAUUGAGGACGGAUUCUCGAAGUCCUGUCAAUAACCAUUCUCAUCGGCGACUGUCCAAUAAAUCUAGCAGCUUUUCUACUGUCAAUGAUGACUCCGAAGAAGGAGCUGGUCGGAUACGGCGGGAUGGGGUAGGCGAGGAGGAUGUUGUUGAAAGCAGCGACGAAGGCGAUGCCAUGUCUCCCAGCAGUGACGAAGAUGAUACGACUAGAGGUCGGUCGGAAAGACGAAAAUAUUCGGCCGGUGAAACAGAGGCUAAAGCUGCCGUGUCGACUGAAGGAGAAACAAAACAGUCAGCCAUAGCUCCGUCAGUAAAGUCGCUUUUGGAACCGUCGAUAUCCAUCACCAGUCCGAGUGGAGAAAGUGUGCCAGAAUCAAAGGCAGAAGGGCAUGCGUCCAUUGGUGCUUCGAAACCAUCAUCGGUGAUGUCUGGAGGAGAAGAAGAGGAAGAAGACGAGGAAAUGGCCGCCAUUCAAAAAGCGAAAAGACUCGCCAUCAACAUUUCACCAGUCGAUUCUAGUGUUCCAAAUCGAGAUUUCCGUGUAGUUCUGCGCGGAGACUGGCAUGGGCAUCAACAAGAGGCCCAAGCCGGCCACAGGGCAUCCAGACUCUACCUUGUGUGUAGCGACUUGAGUGUCGAAGCAAGCUACGCUAUGGAAUGGGUAGUAGGUACCAUGAUGCGAGAUGGCGACACACUACUCGCUAUAUAUGCUAUCGAGGACGACUCCACUGGGAAGGCCACCGAAGAGCAAAAGGAUGUCCUGACUGCCGAAGGUGCACAAGCCGGCAAGGACACUGCCAAUGUGAUGGAGACGCUCACUCGUCAAACAACACAGGGUGGUGGAACCAGCGUUGGCCUCAACAGCCAAAACAAAUACAUUCCAGCAACAGAAGCGGAGAGCUUGACGGGAUCAGUUGACGCAAGAAAAGUGUCCAAAAAACAAAUGGAACGUCUGAGGGCGAUCGACUUCCUCAUCGAGCAUUUUCUCAAAUUGGUACGCAAGACGCCGUUGGAGAUAAGGUGUUCUGUUGAGGUGAUUCAAUGUAAGAGUCCGAAGCAUCUGAUUCUGGGCGCCAUUGAUACCCUCGAACCGACCCUCUGCGUUGUGGGCACUCGCGGUCGCAGCUCUCUGAAAGGUGUCCUUCUAGGCUCCUUCUCGAAUUAUCUCGUCACCAAGUCAUCUGUGCCUGUCAUGGUGGCAAGGAGGAGAUUGAAGAAACCACGUUCCGAUGUUAAGAUCAGUAGCACCAGGAUUCGCCUCAGCAAUAAUUUGACCGCCAGCCAUUUCCCCACGAAACGAAGGAGUUUGACGCAAGCUAGAAUUGACUAA
Molecule: messenger RNA, 2028 nt
Organism: Exophiala xenobiotica
Lineage: Eukaryota; Fungi; Ascomycota; Eurotiomycetes; Chaetothyriales; Herpotrichiellaceae
Exons: 2
Coding region: 1-2028 (675 amino acids)
Source: RefSeq, a predicted model, not a curated record